This is a messenger RNA of Fusarium vanettenii 77-13-4, 1215 nucleotides long. RefSeq lists its product as uncharacterized. The transcript has a single exon. Gene Ontology annotation, biological process: ribosome biogenesis; endonucleolytic cleavage of tricistronic rRNA transcript (SSU-rRNA, 5.8S rRNA, LSU-rRNA). Gene Ontology annotation, cellular component: nucleolus. The record is from RefSeq and is a predicted model, not a curated record. Gene Ontology annotation, molecular function: RNA endonuclease activity. NCBI's taxonomy places the organism in Eukaryota, Fungi, Ascomycota, Sordariomycetes, Hypocreales, Nectriaceae. Bases 1 to 1215 code for a protein of 404 amino acids.
AUGUCGAACCCUUCGCCAGAGUUCCUCCGGUUCACAGGCCACCGGCACUUUACCCAGAGGUUGAUUCUAUCAACUCUGACCGGCCGACCUGUUCACAUCUCCAAGAUUCGAAGCACGUCGCCUACGAAUCCCGGUCUCGCCCCUCAUGAGAUUUCCUUCUUGCGCAUGCUCGAGGCUGUCACCAAUGGCAGCUCGAUGCAGAUCUCGUACUCGGGUACGACAAUCACAUAUCAUCCUGGCUUGAUCACAGGAACUAUUGCCGGCUUUGGAGCUUCAGACGGAGACGUCAUCGAGCACAACAUCUCCAUGAACAACACCCGAGGCGUCACCUACUACCUCAUGCCUCUCUGUCUUCUGGCGCCCUUCUCGAAAGCCCACAUGAACGUCCGUAUCUCGGGCCCUGGCGUCAUCACAUCCUCCACCGAGACGGGCGACAUCUCCGUCGACUCCUUCCGAACCUCCAUCCUUCCCCUCUUCGGCCUCUUUGGCAUCCCUCCCGCGCGGAUAGAGCUGAGGGUGCUUCAGCGAUCCUGCGCAGGACCAGGCGGACGAGGCGGUGGUGGAUGCGUCGAGCUGCGAUUCGCGAGUCAAGUGCGACUACCCAAGACCCUACAUCUCAACCGAAGCCCCGGCCGAAUAAAAAGGAUUCGAGGUGUCGCAUACUGCACUGGAGUGUCUGCCUCAAACAAUGCCCGAAUGAUCCACUCGGCGCGCGAGAUCCUCAACCCCCUGGUGUCCGAUAUCCAUGUUGCUGCCCAGUACGACCAGGCGCCGCUCGUGCCCACCGGCGACAAGGCAGGAAGCAAGAGGCGGUUGGGAAUUGGUUUUGGUCUGAGCUUGGUCGCCGAGUCGAGCGCAGUUGGUGUACUCUACUCAGCCGACGUGGUCGUUCCGCCUUCAGGUGGUGUGGUUCCUGAGGACAUUGGCAGGCGAUGCGCCUUCCAGCUACUUGAGACCAUCUCACAGGGCGGAUGCGUUACUCAGACCUCUGCCAAAUCGGUCCUCAUUCUCAUGGCCAUGGGAUCAGAAGAUGUCGGUCGUCUUAGGAUCGGCCGCGAGGUAAUUGGAACUGAAGAGAUGGUUGGACUGGCUAGGGAUCUAAGGACAUUUGGCGCGAGCAGCUGGGGCUUGAGAGAUGUCGAGGACGACACCAAUGAUAUUAUUGUUUCUGUUAAGGGUACUGGCGUUGGCAAUGUUGGAAGGAAGAUAGCGUAA